This is a messenger RNA of Clupea harengus (Atlantic herring), 1403 nucleotides long. RefSeq names its product serine/threonine-protein kinase PAK 3-like. Bases 1 to 1254 code for a protein of 417 amino acids. Lineage: Eukaryota; Metazoa; Chordata; Actinopteri; Clupeiformes; Clupeidae. Gene Ontology annotation, molecular function: ATP binding; protein serine/threonine kinase activity. The transcript has 11 exons. The record is from RefSeq and is a predicted model, not a curated record. Gene Ontology annotation, biological process: protein phosphorylation.
AUGGCGGCAGGGCCGCAGACUCCCCUCGCCCCCCCGGUCUCAGAGGAGGAAGCGGACGAUGAUGACGACGAUGACGAAGAUGAAGACGAAGAUGAUGAUGACGAAGACGAUGAUGAUGACGAGGUCCCUCCUGUCAUCGCACCUCGACCAGAACACACCAAGUCGAUUUACACACGCUCUGUCGUGGACAGCUCCUCUAACUCACACACACUGGCUCCCUUCGGCCAACCCCCCCCCACUCCAGCAGAGUCAAAGGUGGAGCCUGAUGGGGGGGGCGGGGGCACCGUCACCACGACGACAGCCACCUCCAGCGCGCUCUAUCGCCAUACCGACCGGCAGAGAAAGAAAUCAAAGAUGUCAGACGAGGAGAUACUGGAGAAGCUCAGGAGUAUCGUGAGUGUUGGUGACCCCAAGAAGAAGUAUACUCGCUUCGAGAAGAUCGGCCAAGGUGCUUCUGGGACUGUCUACACAGCCAUUGACAUCGCCACUGGACAGGAGGUGGCCACAAAGCAGAUGAAUCUCCUCCAGCAGCCCAAGAAGGAACUGAUCAUCAACGAGAUUCUGGUCAUGAGGGAAAACAAGAACCCAAACAUCGUCAACUAUCUGGACAGCUACCUGGUAGGGGAUGAGCUGUGGGUGGUUAUGGAAUACCUGGCAGGUGGUUCAUUAACAGACGUAGUCACGGAAACAUGCAUGGACGAAGGACAGAUUGCAGCUGUGUGUCGAGAGUGUCUACAAGCCUUGGAUUUCCUACACAGUAACCAAGUGAUACAUCGGGACAUAAAAAGUGACAACAUUCUCCUGGGAAUGGACGGAUCUGUUAAACUGACCGACUUUGGCUUCUGCGCCCAGAUCAGUCCAGAGCAGUCGAAGCGAAACACCAUGGUGGGCACGCCCUAUUGGAUGGCUCCAGAGGUCGUGACCCGGAAGAGUUACGGCCCAAAGGUGGACAUCUGGUCUCUAGGCAUCAUGGCCAUUGAGAUGGUGGAGGGAGAACCACCUUACCUGAAUGAGAAUCCCUUAAGGGCUUUGUAUCUGAUCGCCACAAAUGGAACCCCGGAACUUCAAAGUCCAGAGAGGCUAUCCUCAGUGUUCCGAGAUUUCCUGAAGAGAUGUCUGGAGAUGGACGUGGAAAGACGAGGAUCAGCGAAAGAACUGCUGCAGCACUCAUUCCUAAAGCUCGCGAAGCCACUGUCGAGCCUGACACCGCUGAUCAUAGCAGCUAAAGAGGCUAUCAAAAACAGCAGCCGCUAGCUGCUAGCACACAAAACAGCAAACAACACCAACGGACAGCGGCACGUGCUAACAGCUAAGAACAGCUGGCUAUGGAUGAGGAAUGGCUGCUAUUGCUAUCAACAAGCUGGCGGCAGCAGAAUACUAUAAAAACAGAUGGCUGCAAACAU